AACAUUUGGCUUCUUUAGCUCUCAUAGAACACCAUACCCAUCCAACAAACUGCCUUCUAAUCAUUUUAUUCGAUUGAAGAGGAAAACUUGUAAAUUUUAGUUUUAUUUUCUUGAGACUGCAACGGAAAAAAUGGGAAGAGCACCAUGUUGUGAGAAAAUGGGGGUAAAGAGAGGACCGUGGACUCCCGAAGAAGAUCAAAUCUUGAUUAACUAUAUUAAUCUCUAUGGCCAUUCUAACUGGCGAGCGCUUCCCAAACACGCAGGUUUACUUAGAUGUGGGAAAAGUUGCAGACUUCGUUGGAUCAAUUAUCUGAGACCAGACAUCAAACGUGGCAAUUUCACUCCUCAAGACGAACAAACUAUCAUCAAUCUACAUGAAGUCUUGGGCAACAGAUGGUCUGCGAUUGCUGCAAAAUUGCCAGGACGGACCGACAAUGAAAUUAAAAAUGUUUGGCACACUCAUUUGAAGAAAAGACUCAACAAAGACCGCAACAAUGGCGGAGUCACCAAUGAGCUUAACGGAACUAACGAGACCGCACAUGAAGACAAAGAAUCUGUGAUUGUCGACACAACUCCUACCCAACAAUUUACAACAUUAGAGAUUUUAAAUAAUAACAAGGCGGACGAAAUGAUGUCGUACGAGGAUAUUUCUGCAUUGGUUGAUGAUAGUUUUUGGUCUGACGUUGUAUCGGUAGAUAAUAAGAAUAGUAAAGAGAAAAUGGUAGAGGAUUGGGAGGGAAUGCUAAAUAGCAAUAGUAAAAUAUAUAGUUAUAAUAACUCGAAAUUGUAUAAUGAUGAUCUGGAGUUUUGGUUUGAGGUUUUCAAUAGUAGUCGUAGGAUUGAAGAACUUUCGGACAUACCCGAGUUCUGAUUUUGAUUUUGUGUUGUCGUUAAGACUUGGAAGGGUCUUUUGUAAACCAAAUUAAUAUUUCCUCUA
Molecule: messenger RNA, 937 nt
Organism: Brassica oleracea var. oleracea
Lineage: Eukaryota; Viridiplantae; Streptophyta; Magnoliopsida; Brassicales; Brassicaceae
Product: myb-related protein Myb4-like
Exons: 3
Coding region: 131-871 (246 amino acids)
Source: RefSeq, a predicted model, not a curated record